Messenger RNA from Cuscuta campestris, 1606 nucleotides. The record is from the annotation of a GenBank genome assembly. Lineage: Eukaryota; Viridiplantae; Streptophyta; Magnoliopsida; Solanales; Convolvulaceae.
CUCAACCAUUAAAAUCCUUCUGAAACUUAUUCAGAUCUCUCUACCCAUUUAUAGAUCCGUAUCACUGGGCUCAUUCAAUAUACAUGAUGAGUGAAGACCGGAGUGGAUCUUUCCAUUUUCCUCCAAACAUGAAACAUAAUCGCAAUAUACUAAUUCUCCCCAGGUUUUUACACGUUGUUUGUUCUAAACUUUAGCAAAAAUCCGUUCUUUUCAAAUAUAUAUAUCCCAUUGGGCAGCGUUUGGGUCUUCUGCAAACACCAUGAAGCGGAAAAUGCGCCCAGUUUUCAGCGCAAUUGUGUUCUUAGCACUGGGUAUGACGCUUAUUGUCCGUGUUUUCCUCAGAUACUGCUCAAUUGAGUCAAGAAUUGAAAACCCUUUUGCGAAAAUGGCCCAAAAAGUGGUCUUCAAUGAGACCCUUACCAAGUACGCACGCAUAGACAUUGGGGAGCCUCAGUUGAGGAAGGAGGUUGAGGAGCUGUUAGAAGGUAAUCUCCGAACUCAUGGCCGUCAUAGAUCUUUCCUGUCUUCUGGUAGACAUCGUAUUGAUCUUAGAAUCAGGUCGUCUGAUGGUAUGCCACUGCAGCUCCGGUCCCCUGAGUUUGACAUCCUAUGGUCUGGUUUUCGGAGGUGUUUGCGUGAUUGGUUCCGUAAUAGGAGGUUUCAGACAAGCUCCAUGAUUGACUUUUUCUUUGAAGUGAAGGCUUUGAUUGAUAAGCAUAAUGGGAAAACAGAGAAGAUGAACAAGAAGAGGAGGUUUAGUUCAUGUGCUGUUGUGGGGAAUAGUGGGAUUCUAUUGAAUAGUGAGCAAGGGAAGUUGAUCGAUGGCCAUGAGGUUGUGAUCCGUUUAAACAAUGCCAAGAUCGAAGGGUAUGAGCGUAAUGUGGGAUCGAAAACAAGCUUUUCGUUUGUGAAUAGCAACAUAUUGCAUCUGUGUGCGAGAAGGGAAGGGUGUUUCUGUCAUCCUUAUGGCCCAAAUGUGCCCAUAGUUAUGUACAUUUGUCAGCCAGUCCAUUUCUUCGACUACAUGUCGUGCAAUUCGUCUUUCAAGGCACCUUUGAUUGUCACUGACCCACAAUUCGAUUUGUUGUGUUCUAUGAUUGUAAAGUACUAUUCUUUGAAACGGUUCGUGGAGGUUUCGGGGAAGAAUGUGGAUGAAUGGGGGGCUUCACAUGAUGGGGUUAACUUCCAUUACUCUUCGGGUAUGCAGGCUGUUAUGCUGUCUUUGGGAAUGUGUGAGGAAGUUAGCAUUUUCGGGUUUGGGAAAUCGGCAUCAGCCAAGCAUCAUUACCACACUAAUCAGAAGGCUGAGCUCAAGCUGCAUGACUAUGAGGCAGAGUAUGAUUUGUAUGGGGAUUUGAUGGAGAGGCCUCAGCUAAUUCCCUUCCUUCCCGAUAAGUUCACGGUCCCACGUGUUUCUAUACACCGAUGAUCGCAAGGUAAUGGGAGAGAUUUUCUGUCUAAAGACUUAAAUCACUUUGAUUCAUCAAUGCCCUGAAUUUAUCCAACCUCUGAUGAGGUGCAAGCCAAGUGUAGAAUGUAAUGUCAGUUGCUGAAUUGUACCCUUUUUUAGUAUUUCCAAGUUCUCAAAUAGAUAGUGUUUUGCUGG